AUGUCCAUUACCUUUGAUGCGAUUACGGGGGCAGACCAAAGUAAGAAGAAGUUAUGGGAGCGAAUUCUGGAACAAUAUAAACAACAUAUUGGUGUUCCAACUGAGCGAAAUGAUGGAGGUUUAAUGAAUCGUUGGUCGGUGAUCCAACAAAAAAUCAACAAAUUUUCUGGCUGCAUGACUACCAUAGAAAUGAAUCGUCCUAGCGGCUUCAGCAGUGAUGAUAUGAUGAUAGCAGCUAAAGACCUGUUUUGUAGCCAGACAAGUGGUGAAUUUAAGUUAGAAAGUUGCAGGGAGAUAUUGAAACAUAACAAUAAAUGGAAUUCACAUUGUGCCGAACAAGUAGGAAAAGGAAAAAAGAAAAAAGAGCCGAAGAAGAGGAAUGGAUUUGACUUUGAUAUUAAUGAGUCUAUUGGGCACUCAUUACCAUCUACUCCGUCAAGUCAUGCAGCCACGACAGAUGGAGCUUCAACUGAAGAAUCACCACAUAUAGGGGAAAAUGAUUCACCCGGUGUGAAAGAAUAUCAACUACAAAGACCAGGAGGAAGAAAAGCGGCGAAGCAGUGUCGAGCAAAAAUUAAUUUAACGAAUGAAUUGCAAACUUCAUUCGUUUCAAAAUUUAAUAAUAUCACCACCCAUUUUGAGAGUCGUCGGGAAAAAAUGCAAGAUGCCCAAGUUGCACGAGAAGUAAGAAAAAUGGAGAAAGAGAAGACAAGGAAGUUAGAGAUUCUAGAGAAACAGAGACUUGAAGAGAAGAAGCUUAUGUUAAUAGAUCCAAAUUCGGCACCAACAGUAGCGGGGAAAGCUUGGAUUAUUGCACGACAAAAUGAGAUAUUGGCAUAUUUGAAUUCACCGUCUGCCCCAAAGUUCUCAUAG
Messenger RNA from Cornus florida, 873 nucleotides. RefSeq lists its product as uncharacterized. The transcript has 2 exons. Bases 1 to 873 code for a protein of 290 amino acids. Lineage: Eukaryota; Viridiplantae; Streptophyta; Magnoliopsida; Cornales; Cornaceae. The record is from RefSeq and is a predicted model, not a curated record.